AUGCCUCUUGCAGAUAAAAUUUUAAUGAGAAAAAUAAAAAAGAGGGAGAAGAAGAAAAUAGAAAUUCUUGCACAGAAAGCAAGAAACAAAAGUGAUGUUGAGGACAUUCUAAAAGAGAAUGAACCAUUAGAAACCAAUAAAAGAUAUCUGGAAGGCAAAACAUCUAGUGAAAAAGCAAAAAAAAAGAAGAAAGUUGGUACGAAACUUGAACUUUUGGAAGUUAGGGAUAAGGAAAGUGAUAAUAGUGAAGAAAAAAAAUUAAAGGAUGACGACACAAACAGCAAUAGCAAUUCCGAUAAUCAAUAUCAAAUCUUAAUGAAAAAAAUCAAAAAGAAGGAGAAGGAAAUUCAUCGUCAGAUACUUCAGGAUAUUGAAGAUAUGGAUAAGUUAGAAUCAAAUAGGCAUGUUGAAGACAACAAAUCUAGUGAAAAGGCAGUGAAAAAAAAAAAGAAGUUUGACACAGAAGUAGAACUUAUGGAAGUUGUGAAUGAGGAUAGUGAUAAAAGUGAAGAAAAAAGUACAAAGAAUGGUGAUACAAAUAAUACCAAUUCUGACAAUCAAUAUUCAAGUCUAUCCAUAACAACUCCAGUGGAUCGGAAAUUUUCUGCAUUAGAAGGAUUGUCUGAAGCUACUCUUAAGAGUAUCAAAGAAAUGGGUUUCACUACAAUGACAGAAAUCCAAGCUAAAACUAUGCCACCAUUGUUGUUAGGACGUCACUUAGUUGGUGCUGCUAAGACAGGUUCAGGAAAAACACUAGCUUUUCUUAUACCUGUUGUUGAACUUAUAUAUAAAUUGGAAUUCAAACCAUGGAACGGUACUGGUGCUAUUAUUCUGACUCCGACAAGAGAAUUGGCAAUGCAAACUUUUGGUGUUUUAAUGGAAUUGAUGAAAUAUCAUCGUCACACUUACGGUCUGAUAAUGGGUGGUGCUAAUAGAAGUAAAGAGGCUCGAAAAUUAUUUUUUGGAAUUAACAUAUUGGUUGCAACACCUGGACGGCUAUUAGAUCAUCUUCAGAACACGCCAGAUUUUGUGUAUAAAAACAAUUUUUGCUUGGUUAUCGACGAGGCCGACAGAAUACUUGAGAUUGGUUAUGCAGAAGAAGUCAAACAAAUCAUCAAAUUGUUGCCCAGUUAUCGGCAAAAUAUUUUGUUCACUGCUACAUGGACAAAACAAACAGAAGCAUUUGCAGCAUUAGCAAUGGACAAAUGUCAUGCAAUUUAUGUCGGUAUUGAUGACAACAAAGAAAAAGCUACAGUAGAGACAUUAGAACAAGGUUUUCUCGUGUGCCCAUCAGAAAAACGUAUAAUAGUAUUGUUUUCAUUCUUAAAACGAUGCAGAAAUAAGAAAACCAUGGUGUUCUUCUCAAGUUGUAUGUCUGUAGAAUAUCAUUAUAAACUCUUCAACUACAUAGAUCUACCUGUCAUGGCUAUUCAUGGUAAGCAGGAACAGACCAAGCGAACCACGACGUUCUUCCAAUUCUGCAAUGCUGAAUCGGGGGUUUUAUUAUGUACGGAUGUCGCUGCAAGAGGUCUCGACAUUCCAGCAGUAGACUGGAUAGUUCAAUAUGAUCCACCCGAUGACCCUAAGGAAUACAUACACAGAGUUGGUAGAACGGCUCGAGGGCUCGGAACAAGAGGGCAAGCGGUGGUUUUAUUACGUUCUGAAGAACUAGGAUAUUUGAGAUAUUUGAAAGAGGCCAAGGUCGUCCUCAAUGAAAUGGAUUACCAUCCCCAUAAAAUAUUUGAUAUAACACAACUGCUCGAAACAAUAUUAUCUAGAAACUAUUACCUCAGGCAGCUAGCUAAAGAAGCCUUCAUAAGUUACUUACGAGCGUACGACUCUCAUCAUCUCAAGAAUAUAUUUAAAAUUGACUCUUUAGACAUUGCAUCGGUUGCAAAGUCUUUCGGAUUCGCCGUGCCACCAGUACUAGACUGGAAAUUAGCUCCCAAAGGUCCCCCAAAGAAAAGAAGAAGAGGUGACGGUAACGGAUAUUCUAAUUCUAUAAAUGCAUCAACCAGUUAUAAGAAUAAAGUCAAGAAGGUGAAAUUAUAUAAACAAAAACGUGACUCCAAAAAAUUAUGAUGAUAAAA
Diatraea saccharalis (sugarcane borer) is the source of this 2090-nucleotide messenger RNA. The record is from the annotation of a GenBank genome assembly. Lineage: Eukaryota; Metazoa; Arthropoda; Insecta; Lepidoptera; Crambidae.